Molecule: messenger RNA, 1432 nt
Organism: Labrus mixtus (cuckoo wrasse)
Lineage: Eukaryota; Metazoa; Chordata; Actinopteri; Labriformes; Labridae
Product: transmembrane protein 237A-like
Exons: 11
Coding region: 89-1210 (373 amino acids)
Biological process (GO): cilium assembly
Cellular component (GO): ciliary transition zone
Source: RefSeq, a predicted model, not a curated record
GUGUCCCUUUAACACCUCACUUCAGUGUCUCAAGACCUGAGACAGCAGGGGAGCCGCUGACGUGUCGGCUGCACAGAGACACGCUGACAUGCCGACGGUCAAGAGCAAGAAGAAGAAGCCGAAGAAGGAGGUCAGCGUGGGCGAGGAGCAGGGAGAAGUGGCUCUAGAUAUGGAGAUGGAGGAAGUGACCAAUAAGAGCCAAUCAGACAGCAGGGAACCCUUGACUCCAGAGCUGCAGGAUCCAGCACCACAGAGGAAGAAGAAGAAGAAGAGAGCAGCUACUAUUGAUCAGGAAGUAGAUCACGCCGACACGCCAAACGGUGACACGGCCGAGCCAGCCAUCGACGAAGACGAGACGCCCGUCGCUGUGACCAGAAAGACCAAAAGAAAGAAGAAGGCGAAGACGACGGAGCACUACAGCAACGACCUCGGAGUCGAAGACGACGAUAUCGUCACAGACGCCCAGUCGCCGAUCCCCCAGCAUUCCCUGUUCUCGGCCCCACACGGACAGAGCCAGCCGGUCGGAAGAGUGUUUGUAGAGAGGAACAGACGUUUCCAGGCAGAACGAGUCGAUCAUCUCCGACACUCUGAGAUGAUGGACGACUACCUAGAUCCCAGACCCCUCUGGACCACCAGAGACGUCGCCAUGAAGGUCCAUAGCAGCUUCAGGGUGAUUGGUCUGUUCUCUCACGGGUUCCUGGCGGGGUACGCCGUGUGGAACAUCAUAGUUGUGUAUGUGUUGGCGGGCGAGCAGAUGACCACGCUACCCAAUCUGCUGAACCAAUACCACCCACUGGCUUAUCCCGCCCAGUCCCUGCUCUACCUGCUGCUCGCCAUCAGCACCGUGUCCGCCUUCGACAGAGUGAACCUGGCCAAAGCCUCCAUGGCUCUGAGAGGAUUCCUCACCCUCGACCCCGCUGCUCUGGCUUCUUUCUUAUAUUUCAUAGCCCUGAUCCUCUCCCUCAGCCAGCAAAUGACCAGCGACCGCAUCAACCUCUAUCCUACAGCCAACGAGACUCUGUGGCCCCCAGGUUCAGAGCAGCAGAUCCUGCGGCCCUGGAUUGUGGUGAACCUGGUGGUGGCGCUGUUGGUGGGCAUGGCCUGGGCUGUCGUCUCCACACGGCCAGAAAUCGACUACACAGAAGAGUUUUUGAUGACAAUGGAAGUGGAGUCAUACCCCAGAGAGGAGAACGUGGAUAACCCUGCCUGAAACUCUGAAAACCUUUUAACAGUCUGUCUGUCUGUCUGUCUGUCUGUCUAAUGUUUGUUUUUAUACUAUAUUUUAUUUAGCACUUUGUUUUCCUGUGUGAUUUUUUUAAAGAAAUAAAGUGUGUGUACAGUAGCAGUUGUCGUUUGUUGUUGUGUUACAGACAUUGACCACAAGAUGGGGCUGUUCCUAAGACAAACAAGCAACUUCACGUGUCAGAAAAUG